Nerophis lumbriciformis (worm pipefish) is the source of this 1374-nucleotide messenger RNA. The record is from RefSeq and is a predicted model, not a curated record. NCBI's taxonomy places the organism in Eukaryota, Metazoa, Chordata, Actinopteri, Syngnathiformes, Syngnathidae.
AUGGCUGAAGAAAAUCGGAAUGAAUGGUCGGACAUUUUAAAAAGGAGAUUAGCAAACUCCAAUACAGAUGAAAGAAGCGAAGAGGAUAAAAAAUCUGAAGAAAUGGUGCUAUUUAGCAAAUAUUAUUCUGAAUGGAAGGGCGGAAGUGAAAAAAUGAAGUCCUACAAGAAAAUUCCACGAUUCUACUUCAGGCUACCAGCGGAGGAUGAAAUUUUGCUCCAGAAACUGAGAGAAGAAUCUAGAGCGGUGUUCCUCCAGAGGAAGAGCAGAGAGCUGUUGGAUCAUGAGGAACUUCAGAAUCUCUGGUUUCUGCUUGAGAAGCAUCAGGUGCCACCAGUCAAUAGUGAAGAGGCCAUGAUCAGCUAUGAAGCCUACCUGCAGGUGGGCGAAAUGGCUGGGCCCAAGUGCAACAAAUUCUUCACAGCCAGAAUUUAUGCCAAGCUUCUCCACAGCGACCCCUACGGCAGGAUCUCUAUCAUGCAGUUCUUCAAUUAUGUCAUGCGGAAAGUGUGGUUGCAUCAGACUCGGAUUGGACUGAGUCUUUAUGAUGUGGCGGGACAGGGCUUCCUCAGAGAGUCCGAUCUGGAAAACUAUAUAUUGGAGUUGAUACCAACACUACCUCAGCUGGAUGGACUAGAGAAGUCUUUUUACUCUUUUUAUGUCUGCACUGCUGUCCGCAAGUUUUUCUUUUUCCUGGACCCACUUCGUACAGGAAAGAUUAAAAUCCAGGACAUCUUGGCAUGCAGUUUUCUGGAUGAUUUGUUAGAGUUAAGAGAUGAGGAGCUGUCAAAAGAGAGUCAGGAGUCCAAUUGGUUCUCAGCACCUUCAGCGCUUAGAGUCUAUGGCCAGUAUCUCAACCUGGAUAAGGACCACAAUGGUAUGUUGAGCAAGGAGGAGCUGUCACGCUAUGGCACAGCCACCCUCACCUCAGUCUUUCUUGAACGAGUGUUUCAGGAGUGCCUCACUUAUGACGGAGAAAUGGAUUAUAAGACUUAUUUGGACUUUGUCUUGGCAUUGGAAAACAAGAAGGAGCCAGCAGCAUUGCAGUACAUUUUUAAACUUUUAGACAUGGACAAUCAAGGGUACCUCAAUGUCUUCUCCCUCAACUAUUUCUUCAGGGCUAUCCAAGAACAGAUGAAAGUACACUGUCAAGUGCCUGUCUCCUUCCAGGAUGUUAAGGAUGAAAUCUUUGACAUGGUGAAACCUAAAGACCCCUGUAAGAUCACACUCCAGGACUUGGUGAACAGUUGCCAGGGUGACAUAGUCACCAGCAUCCUGAUUGACCUCAAUGGCUUCUGGACAUACGAGAACAGAGAGUUGCCUGUUGCCAACGAUGGCGACGGCAUCAACGCAGCCAGUCAUGAUGACUACUGA